CUGUUUUAUCGCCGCGCUGCACCAAAGGUAAACAAUCCCACCGAAGGUCCAACUCAAAAGAAAAGAAGGCCAAAUUUCGACUUCCGCUACAGAGACAACAUCUAUCCCGGUAAACGUAAAUAGAAGUGAAGUGUGUAGUGAGCACAUGGACGAUAAACUCAACCCUGAACGAGGAGAAAGACCUGGUAUAGAUAAACAAAUGGACUAUGAAACCUUAAAUAACAGAAGACGCAAAAAUAGCGAAAGUGACGGCAAAGAAUGAACAACAACAAUGAAGUCAACACCCAAGUGCAGAUCAACCACCCACGAAGAAGUAUUACAUUCUGAGACACACAAAAAUCUUCCUACAGAGAACAAGAAUAAUUAAUAUAAUCUGAAUACAACGAAAAACCAUAAAAGAAAAAUCCAGGGAGUAUAGACUGUUAUAGUCUAAAACCCUAUAAAAGAAGAAAGAAAGAAAGAAAACCAAUAGAGAUAAUAUAAGAAAAAAGGAAGAAGGAAAUAGAUCUAGGGUAUAUAGGCUGUAUAAAAGUCUAAAACCUUAUAAAAGAAGAAAGAAGAGGAUAAUGUCAUACAAACACGUGGCUAUUACGGGACCUCCUGGUGUUGGAAAAACAACAUUAGUGCAGAAGAUAGUGAAGAACUUAAAAGAUGCUGGUGUACCAUGUAAUGGAUUCUAUACCCAGGAAGUUCGACAAGGAGGCAAAAGGAUCGGUUUUGAUGUGGUGACUCUAGACGGCAAGAAUGGGAUACUCUCCAGGGUCAAACCACAGGAUGGCAGUAGAAGGGAGUGCAGAGUUGGCCAGUAUGUGGUCGAUGUCCCAGCAUUUGAGUCUCUUGUUCUGCCUCUUUUGCGAACUCAGCCCUCAAGCCCUCAAGUCUUAGUAUUGGAUGAAAUAGGAAAGAUGGAAAUGUUCAGCCAAGGAUUUGUAACAGGUGUACAGAGGAUUCUUUCUCAACCUGAUUCAACAGUUCUCACAACAAUACCAAUUCCAAAAGGAAAACCAAUUCCUUUGGUAGAACAAAUAAGAAACAGCAAGAAUGUCUUCCUAGUAAAUCUUUCAAAGGCAAACAGGGAUGAUGAGAGUCUCAAGGAGGACAUUAUAAGGACGCUGAUGUCAUCAUUGGGAAAGUGAUAUUUGUAACUUUUACCAUGAAGUUAACCCUUUCCUGACGGGUGGCAUGUACAUACAUGCCAUGGCAUGCCUGGCAUGUACGUACAUGUCAUGGUGUAUGUAUGGCCAUGCCAUGAGUUUUUUUUUUUUUUUUUUUUU
This is a messenger RNA of Penaeus monodon (black tiger shrimp), 1274 nucleotides long. Its product is annotated as cancer-related nucleoside-triphosphatase-like. The transcript is spliced from 6 exons. Gene Ontology annotation, molecular function: ATP hydrolysis activity. The record is from RefSeq and is a predicted model, not a curated record. Lineage: Eukaryota; Metazoa; Arthropoda; Malacostraca; Decapoda; Penaeidae. Bases 567 to 1136 code for a protein of 189 amino acids.